Ramularia collo-cygni is the source of this 423-nucleotide messenger RNA. RefSeq lists its product as uncharacterized. The coding region runs from base 1 to 423 and encodes 140 amino acids. NCBI's taxonomy places the organism in Eukaryota, Fungi, Ascomycota, Dothideomycetes, Mycosphaerellales, Mycosphaerellaceae. The transcript has a single exon. The record is from RefSeq and is a predicted model, not a curated record.
AUGCUCUACCCACUCCUCAUCGCGGUCAUGCUCUCCGCAAUCUUCAACACCGCCGCCGCGCGCAUGGUACCACCUUGGGCCAAAGACCUCCCCAACUACAAGCACCUCAACAAGAGCCCCCCAAAGAGCGCCGCCCGCGACCUCUCUCAGAAAGCUCCCCUCCACCCCACAUUCGACCCGCCGAGGUACAACCCACCACCACCACCAACCUACGCUUCUUCCCCGCCAGGAUACGUCGGCCCAGCUUCACCUACACCCACCCCCGAAUCAGAAUGUCCAUUCAUCUGCAUCGACGCCAUCAACGAAUGCGGCAUGCGCUACGGCGAUUGUCUCCCCGUCUGUCCCGGCGAGACGCCAGCUUUGACUCCACCUCCCUGUCCUUCUGCGACGGCUGAGGCGGUUCCUACGAGCUACCUUGUUUGA